UUUUAUAAUCCAAACAUACUUUACUAAACAGCAUAAAUAUCAUCAUCCUUACCCCAUUCUUUUCCAUCCAAAUUAAGUUCCCAGAAGUAGUUUACAUUUAAGAAGAAGACAGGAAAAAUGGCUUCUACUCGGGAGACAAGACAAAAUAUGGAGGUGAUUAAAAAGAAACUGUUCAGAAGUGCCAUGCAGGGUAAAUGGGAUGAAGUUGUGAACAUAUAUAAGGAAAAUGAAGAAGUUCACAUGGCCAAAAUCACAAAAUCAGGGGACACAGCAUUACAUGUAGCAGUUUCUGAUGACCAAGCGCGUAUUGUGGAACAGCUACUACUCAUUAUCCGGGGUAAAGCUAAGGUCAAGGAGGUUCUCAAGAUACAAAAUGAGCGAGGGAAUACCAUUCUCCAUUUAGCAGCAUCUAUGGGGAGCAUGGAGAUGUGUAAGUGCAUUGCUGAUGCACUCCCGGACCUGAUUGGCGCCCGCAACCAUGACAGUGAGACUCCUCUCUUCUUGGCUGCACUACAUGGGAAGAAAGAAGCUUUUAUUUGCCUCGAUGAAAUAUGCGGAUUGGAUAAGGGCAACACUUACUGUAGGAGGAAUGAUGGUGAUACCAUUCUUCAUUGUGCCAUCGCGGGAGAAUACUUUGAUUUGGCUUUUCAAAUAAUUAGCCGGUACAAGAAUCUUGUUAACUCCGUAAAUGAGCAAGGAUUGUCGCCUCUCCAUCUCCUGGCCACCAAACAUUCUGCUUUCAGAAGCGGGAGUCAUUUUCGAUGGUUCACCAACAUCAUAUAUCACUGUAUAUUUGUUGAAAAGCUUAAGGAGGAAACAUUCAAGCAGGAGGAAGCUAUCGUAAAAGCUUUUGAUGAAGAAAAGGAUCCUCUAUGUCCAGAGAACUACCAAACAUGCAUCAAUUUCCUCCGAUUGCCCUGGUCGGCCUUGACAAUACUAUUUGAUCCUGGAAACCGUCCAAACACAAAUCUUGAGCAAUCAGAUCAGAAGACUACCAAUGCUAAUACCGGAAAAGAUCCAAGAACUGGUGGGCAAGCUGAUCUGGAGGAUCCCAGUGGAAACCAAUCAAACAUGAAGGCGAAAGGAGAACUGCAGUCACAAGGGCAUCAACUGAUUCCCUCCAAUUACCACACUUGCUUUAAUAUAAUCAAGUUUGUAUUCAAGGCAAUAUUAGUAAUUCUCGGAUUUGGAUUUAAGGCCGUAAAGAAGGUACGGCAGAAAAAAGAGAAGCACGUAUGGGCUGCACAGAUCUUGGAUGAACUUCUUUGUCAUGCUUCUUUUUAUGAGUACGAAGAUAAUGGAAGAAAUCCUCAACAACCAUCACAGAAGAAGGAUGCUGACACAACACCUUAUAGCAUCUCGGAUGAUCAUGGUGUUUCUUUUGACAACACCUUAGAAAGUCAGCAUCUACCGGAAGGCACAGCAGCUCAACCUUCUUCAGCAGCUAAUCAACAGGGUGAAGAUAAAGGAACUCCCGCUGAUCAAAGCUCACCAGAAGCUCAGCGAAAACAGAAUGACAAUGGUAAAAAUAAGAAAAAUGAACAAGAUAAGAAGAAACCAUCGGAAAUGGAGAGAAAAGAGACAUCCUUAUUAGUUGCAGCAAAGAAUGGUGUGGUGGAAAUUGUGGAGAGAAUUCUAGAACUUUUUCCAGUGGCCAUCCAUGACAAGGAUUACCAAAAAAAGAACAUUGUGUUGUUGGCAGUGGAGUACAGGCAACCCCAUGUUUAUGAGCUGUUAGUCAAAAGAAAAGUCCUCAAAGACGCCGUGUUUCGGCACGUGGACAGAGAUGGCAAUAGUGCACUACAUCUGGCUGCAAUGCUUGGAGAGAAUAAGCCUUGGCUUAUACCUGGUGCCGCUUUGCAGAUGCAGUGGGAAAUAAAGUGGUACGAGUUUGUUAAGAGGUCCGUGCCACAACAUUUCUUUGUACGCUGCAACCAGAAGGGUGAGACUGCAAAGGAUAUCUUCACCGAGAAACACAUGGAUCUUGUCCAAGCUGGUGGUGAAUGGCUGUUCAAAACCUCUGAGUCAUGCUCCGUGGUGGCAGCCCUCAUUGCAACCGUGGCCUUUGCAACGUCUUCCACUGUGCCAGGUGGGGUGAAAGAAAAAGUUGGAACACCAACGCUAGAAGACGAGCCGGCAUUUGACAUUUUUGCUAUAUCUUCUCUUGUCGCGCUUUGUUUCUCAGUCAAUGCUGUGAUCAUGUUUCUUGCCAUUCUAACCUCUCGAUACCAAGAGAGAGAUUUUGGUGUUCUGGUGGGUACCCAUUCAGCUUCCAGCAUGUUUCUCGUACAUGAUGGUCACGGUCACAAUAAGAGCAAUGCAAAGCCCCCAGGCUUCGUUGCUUCUCCUCUUGUACAAUGGAAGAAUUUUCGCAUCUACUUGCCAAGGAAACUUCUAGUAGGCUUGACAUCGCUCUUUGUGUCCAUAGCUUCCAUGCUAAUCUCUUUCUAUGCCGGACAUUACUUUGUCCUUAUGGAUAAACUGCAAUACACUGCCAUUCUUGUAUAUGCAGUAACCUGCUUUCCAGUAAUCUUCUUUGCCGUGGCACAGUUUCCUCUGUACUUCGAUCUUAUGUGGGCCACUUUUAAGAAGGUGCCACAGCGAAGCUACAAGGUGGCUCCUCUCUAAUGUUUUGCCUUAUAUAGAUUUGACUUCGUUGUUUUGGGCUUGUGGAUUCCAUGUUUUAGCGGGUGGUGUCUUCUUAGUGAUGGUGAGAAGAGAUUUUAUUGAUAUUAUGUUUAUGUACAAGUGUCUUCUUCUAUAUUAAAUGUUAUGUGAUUAAAUGAUAUGAUGGACUAUUGAAUUUGUGGUUACAA
This is a messenger RNA of Vitis vinifera (wine grape), 2816 nucleotides long. RefSeq lists its product as uncharacterized. Lineage: Eukaryota; Viridiplantae; Streptophyta; Magnoliopsida; Vitales; Vitaceae. The coding region runs from base 118 to 2628 and encodes 836 amino acids. The transcript has 12 exons. The record is from RefSeq and is a predicted model, not a curated record. Gene Ontology annotation, molecular function: protein binding.